Messenger RNA from Anopheles coluzzii, 3454 nucleotides. RefSeq names its product sensory neuron membrane protein 2 (gene Snmp2). Lineage: Eukaryota; Metazoa; Arthropoda; Insecta; Diptera; Culicidae. Gene Ontology annotation, cellular component: cytoplasm; membrane. Gene Ontology annotation, molecular function: scavenger receptor activity. The record is from RefSeq and is a predicted model, not a curated record. Bases 1173 to 2906 code for a protein of 577 amino acids. The transcript has 9 exons.
GCCCGAGAUGUACUCUAGGGAAGGAAGCACAUAGUGGUUGGGUUGCUUUCAAAAGAGCUUUUCGUAGUCUUCAUAGUGCAGUGCCAGAAGCUUUCCCUGUUUACUACGUAUCGGCAGUGUAUCGGCAACGCAUACUAAGAUUUGCAAUCGCAUAGUGAAAGGAUGCAAGAGCACGUGUGCGAAAUGGUGGCGUCCUCGCUUGGAAGCCGCCACACCGUGGAAACGAGGAAAUGUGCAAACGAAUAAUUUAACGCGUGGGGAGCGGUGGCAUAUAGUGGAAGGAAAUUUCCACACAAACACGGUCGGCGUACGGCGUACGGAGUGUUUGUGUGGUGACUUUUAUUAUUCGAUUUGUUUCGUCGCUUGCUAACCCGAGUUCGUCGUCUGGCGUCAAGGUCUGAUAGAAAGGCAGCGAGAGUGAACCGAGGUGGCAAUAAACAGGCACCCCCCCGUACAAUCAAGUGAGCCGAGAAUGUCUGACAAGCAAACUGCAUUCGGCUAUUUGUUUGUUUAGAAUGUUUGUGAGAGGAAUGUUUGCUGAGCCCUUCGCGUCAGACGGCAAUUUGUUGUUACAUUUAUAGUGUUCUUUUUUUGUAAAUAUAAGUCCCCACUUUGAAUGUGUCCUUUGAGCGUCACGAUUACCUCAUUUACUAGGCAAAUGCUUGUGAGUGGAGUGAUCGUAAAGAUUCCAUGUUUUUUUAGUGCUACUAGGGUUCGAGGUCCUAUCACUCGUCCGUCAGUGGUUUGUAGUUGUUUUUACUUUACUAUUUUCCCGCUUCUCUCCCACUCUCUCUCUCUCCCUGUUCACUCCUGCGUCCUGUCUUACAACGUCGAUCGCACGUGAUCCGCCAUACAGUGUUGUGAAAAAAGUACCGUGCAAACACUGGAAGCUGCAACUCGAUGGAGCCAACCGCAACGCCUCAACGAGCCAGUUGUGAGUAGUGAACGGAGGGAGGUGAUUCCAUCAGCUUGCUGAUCUACAAGUAAAUCAACAAAAGUCAACGACGCCUUCGCCAGCAGGCGAAGAUUAUAAGUGAUCGAGUGCAGUGUAUGUGUGUCGUGAUUCGUGAUCGUAGUAUUGGUCUGUGUGGCGUUUGUGCUCGUGAUUGUGCCAGUGCAGUGAACGGUGUCACGGUGCCAACCGCGGCACACACCGCGAUCCAUCCAAAAAGAUGGUGCAAUGCACUCUGAUCUGGGCCGGCAUCGGUGCGAUGAUGGCCGUAUCCGGCGCCCUGCUCGGCUGGGUCGUGUUCCCCCGCGCCGUGCACGAGAAAGUGAUUGAGGCCACAGAGCUACGGCAGGGCACGGAUCAAUACAAGCGCUGGGAGGCGUUGCCCCAGCCGCUAGACUUUAAGGUGUACAUAUUCAACGUCACCAACCCGUACGAGGUGAUGCAGGGCCGGCGCCCGAAAGUGGUCGAGGUGGGACCGUACGUUUACUUCCAAUACCGACAGAAGGAUAAUGUACGGUUUAGCAGGGAUCGUUCGAAGGUCCAUUUCAGCCAGCAGCAGAUGUACGUGUUCGAUGCAGAAUCGUCCUAUCCGCUGACGGAGAACGACGAACUGACGGUGUUGAAUAUGCACAUGAACAGCAUUUUACAAAUAAUCGAUAACCAAGCAAAGGAAACGAUCACCAAUUUUCGAUCGGACGUGAAUAAUACACUCGAAAAAAUUCCCGUCGUUAGAGUCAUUAAACGGAUCAUCGAGCGCACCACGCCGAUCCAAUCGAUACUGCAAAUUGCCGAAGAUGAAACGUACGACAGCUUGCGGCUGAUCAAUGUCGAGCUGAACCGUAUCUUUGGCCGGCCGGACACGAUGUUCCUGCGGACGACGCCGAAACAGUUCCUGUUCGAUGGUGUGCCGUUCUGCGUGAACGUGAUCGGCAUUGCGAAGGCAAUCUGCAAGGAGAUCGAGAAGCGCAACACCAAAACGAUUCGCACCAUGCCAGACGGGAGCCUAAGGUUUUCCUUCUUCAGCCAUAAAAACAUGACGGACGAUGGCAUGUUCACGAUCAACACGGGCAUUAAGGAUCCGUCCAGGACGCAAAUGAUUGAGCUGUGGAACGGUCGAACGACGCUCGACGUGUGGAACAAUCGGAGCAGCGGGCUGUCCUCGUCCUGCAACAAGAUACACGGAACGGACGGUUCCGGUUAUCCACCGUUCCGGACCGGGGUGGAACGGAUGACAAUCUUUAGCACGGAUAUCUGCCGCACAGUAGACAUUAAACUGACCGGCUCGUCAUCGUACGAGGGCAUCCCAGCGCUACGGUACGAGAUUGACAAUAACUUCCUGCACGAAAUAGGACCCGAGUACGGUAACGACUGUUACUGCGUCAACAAGAUCCCGAAGUCGAUCGUUAAAAGCAACGGCUGCCUGUACAAGGGUGCACUGGACCUGUCCAACUGUUUCGAUGCACCGGUCGUUCUAACGCUUCCCCAUAUGCUGGGUGUUGCCGAGGAGUACACCGCACUGAUUGACGGUAUGGACCCUGAGCCGGAGCGGCAUCAGAUCUUCGUAGACGUAGAACCGUACACCGGGACACCGCUGAACGGUGGCAAAAGGGUGCAGUUCAACAUGUUCCUGCGGCGGAUCGAUGCGAUCAAGCUGACCGACCGGUUGCAGCCGACCCUGUUUCCGGUGAUCUGGAUCGACGAAGGAAUCGCGUUGAACGAGGACAUGGUGAAGCUGAUCGACGACAGUCUGAUGAAGGUGCUCAGCCUGCUGGACGUGGUGCAGUGGGUGCUGAUCGGUGUGGGGCUACUGCUGGCCGUCCUAAUGCCAACGGUGUACUUCGUGAAACGGUGCCGGGGCGAGGGUAGCCGAACGGUUAGCCCGGCCGUUACGGCCACCACCAGUGCAGCCAGCCUGUCGACGGUGGCGGGCGUUACGGGUGAUCGAAGCAAAUGACGCACGUCGCUUACUAUGCUAAGUCUGGACUGAUGAAUCUAGCAGCGGCAGCCGCAGUUUUGGUAGCGGAGCCGCGAUCGGCAGCGAUCAACAUAUUAAAAAACAAAAGGUGCCAAUGAGAUAGGUGUCAGGUGCACCUGUGCGUAUGUGUGUGUAUGAACGUAUGUAUGUAGAAACGCAUCCCUAGGAUCUACGAGAAUGCGACGAAUGCGUGUGACAUGAAUGUUUGAGCAAGGGAUUUUGGUACGAGCAAAAAAUCAUGCGCUUCCUGGCCCAACGACCGCUGACAAAACUCAAGAGCCUGAAACUCCGAUGCCGUCCAUUAAUCAAAGGGGAUUUCUGGAUCGUGGGUCUUGGGUUGGUCGUUUUUAAGGUAACGAUCGAGUUUUAGAAAUAGCUACCAAACCGACCGAUUGUACUUGCUUUCUUCUAUAUUUCGUUUCUGUUGUUCUUGUAAUGAAUGUGAUUUAUCGUAAGAACGUUAUAGUAAGCAGGAAAUAAAAAGUAAAACCAUAUUUUUCAAUAAAAAUGCAAAAAACAUAACCAAA